AUGAUAAGCUUUCUUGUUAAUGCUUUUGUGGCAAUGUUGGUUCUUUACAAUGUUCUUCAGUCAUUCAGAGCAUGCAGAGAAGAUAAAAGGGUUUAUAAGAGAUACAAUAAGUAUUUCAUGGUUAUUGCCGUGUUUCUUGUUCUAGACAAUUUGUUUUCAUUCGUGCUUGACUUCAUACCUUUCUACCAGCUGUUCAAGCUUAUAGUGGUUGCAUGGAUAUCCAUACCUGCCUGUACUGGCGCAGUGUUUGUUUACAAGUUCUAUAUUCGUGGGUUUAUGGAGAAGUACCAAGGAGAUCUCGAGGAAAUAGUUGAGAGAACAAGGUCUGCAAUAUUCAGGUAUUUCAACGAGUACUACGAAAAGGCUCAAAAAAACUACCGAGGGCGUGGGACUGAAGAGAUGGAAGAGGAAAUCCUCGGGAUAAAGAACGAAGAAGGCAUCUCUAAGAUGUCCCCCAACAACUCCCAUAUGGAAGAUGUUUCGGACUCGGGGUUCUCUACCAUUGACUCUACAGUUGUAAAUGGAGAAAAGAAUGAGUCUAGUCUCUCCUCCAAGAUGCCGACCAAGCCUGUCGACCACGGCCAGGAGUAA
Encephalitozoon intestinalis ATCC 50506 is the source of this 591-nucleotide messenger RNA. RefSeq names its product putative transmembrane protein. The record is from RefSeq and is a predicted model, not a curated record. NCBI's taxonomy places the organism in Eukaryota, Fungi, Microsporidia, Unikaryonidae. Bases 1 to 591 code for a protein of 196 amino acids. The transcript has a single exon.